AUGAGCCUGGCAGCCCCACUCCUGCUGCACUACAACGUGGAUUGCCUUGCACCAUGCGGUAGCAGUGGGCAGCUCGUGGCGGGCCUCAGCAACUUCAUCGGCCCCUGCUGGACGGGUGGCAUCGCGCUGCUGUCUGCAGCCGGCGAGGGCCCUGCGCAGCUGCAGACCCUGGUCGAGCUACGGGCGGGCGUGCCGGCGCUGGCUUGCCUGCACCGGGUGGACGAGUUCACGGGCCGCCGCGUGCUGGCCAUCGGCAGUGACGAUGGCUGUGUGGAGCUCUGGUACGUUAGCGGUGAAGCUCUAGAGCUCUCCCAGGCCAAGAUGCUGCACAGCGGCGCUGUGGCCGGCCUGGCCGCCGCACCCGGCGCCAGCCAGCUGGCCAGCGCCUCUGCAGACGGCACGCUGCGCGUGUGGGACUGCGGCCAGCUGCUGACCAGCACCGCGCAGCUGGGGAGCGGCGGCGCGGCUCAGCACGCGGUGGCAUGGACGGCGGACGCGAGCACCCUGGCAUCUGUGGGCGAUGCCGGCAGCCUGUGCCUGUGGGACACGCGGCAGCUGGGCAGCGCACCCGUGGCGGUCGCAGCGGUGGGCGCCAAGGCGCUGUCACUUGCAGCGGCGCCAGCGGGAGGCAAGCAGCUGCUUGUUGUUGGAGACCUGCUGGGGCGGGUCAGCGUGUUUGAUGCCCGCAGCCUGGGCAAGCCCCUGCAGCAGCGGCAGCUGCACGCAGACGCGGUGCACGCCCUUGCCGCCGCCGGCAGCGGCGGUGGCAGCGGCAGCUUGCUGGCCUCUGGUGCCGACGAUGGGGCCAUCAUGCUGCUCGACUGCGCUGACCUGGCGGCCUCUCGCCAGCUGGCGCCGCCGCGGCCCGAGGGCCAGGUCCCCUGCUACAUCCGAGCGCUGGCAUGGCAGUCGCCCGACGGCAGCAGCCGGCAGCAGCUGUAUCGUGGCGGCUGGGACCAAAUCGUGGCCCCGGUGCCCUUGUGA
Messenger RNA from Chlorella variabilis, 984 nucleotides. RefSeq names its product expressed protein. The record is from RefSeq and is a predicted model, not a curated record. Bases 1 to 984 code for a protein of 327 amino acids. Gene Ontology annotation, molecular function: protein binding. The transcript has 2 exons. NCBI's taxonomy places the organism in Eukaryota, Viridiplantae, Chlorophyta, Trebouxiophyceae, Chlorellales, Chlorellaceae.